Molecule: messenger RNA, 4292 nt
Organism: Xiphias gladius (swordfish)
Lineage: Eukaryota; Metazoa; Chordata; Actinopteri; Istiophoriformes; Xiphiidae
Gene: kctd9b
Product: potassium channel tetramerization domain containing 9b
Exons: 12
Coding region: 169-1335 (388 amino acids)
Biological process (GO): protein homooligomerization
Molecular function (GO): protein binding
Source: RefSeq, a predicted model, not a curated record
UGUUUCAUCCGAACAGCCGAUUGGCUAAUUCGGCUGCACCGAGCGAUCGAGCAGAGUCAGGAAGGAGAAAGCGGGGAAAGAAGUGCCUGUUGCCAAAAUAACAAAAACAAAACAUGUAUUUUGGAAGAAACUCGCAUCAUUUGACGGUUUAAUCGAGAUUAUUUGGCCAUGAGAAGAGUCACACUGUUUGUCAACGGAACCUCCACAAAUGGGAAGGUGGUGGCCGUGUACGGCUCCCUGGAGGAUUUACUGUCCGUGGCCAGUUCGAAACUGGGAAUAAGAGCCUCUAGUGUUUACAACGGGAACGGCGGCCUGAUCGACGACAUUGCGCUGAUCAGAGACGACGAUGUGCUGUACGUAUCGGAGGGAGACUCGUCCGAAGAUCCUCAGGAUGACCUCACAGAUCCUGAGAGGGGUCAGACUCACACCGAUUGGCUGACGCUCAACGUCGGUGGACGCUGCUUCACCACCACGAGGAGCACCCUGGUCAGUAAAGAGCCCGAGAGUAUGUUGGCCCACAUGUUCAGGGAGAAAGAUGUCUGGGGGAACAAGCAGGACGCUCAGGGGGCGUACCUGAUAGACCGCAGUCCAGACUACUUUGAACCCAUUCUGAAUUAUCUGAGACAUGGACAGCUCAUCAUCAAUGAGGGGAUCAACCCACUGGGUGUGCUGGAAGAGGCUCGGUUCUUCGGUAUUGAACAGCUGGCUGAGCAGCUGGGGACCCUCAUAAAGUCCUCCCAGCCGCCUGACGACCAUUCUCCUCUGACCCGCAAGGAGUUCAUUAGAUUCCUGUUGGCCACGACGACCAAGUCAGAGCUGCGGUGUCAGGGUCUGAACUUUAACGGUGCAGAUCUGUCCCGUCUGGAUCUGCGCUACAUCAACUUUAAGAUGGCCAACCUGAGAGGAGCCAACCUGACCCACGCCAACCUGAGCGGGGCAAACCUGGAGAGAGCAGACCUGUCCAUGGCGUGUCUCGAUGGAGCCAAUCUGCAGGGAGUGAAGAUGCUGUGUACCAACGCUGAAGGAGCUUCACUCAGAAGCUGUAAUUUCGAGGAUCCUGCUGGAAUCAAAGCCAAUCUGGAGGGGGCAAACCUGAAGGGUGUGGACAUGGAGGGAAGUCAGAUGACGGGGAUCAACCUGAGGGUGGCCACACUGAAAAACGCCAAACUGAAGAACUGCAAUCUGAGAGGAGCUACACUGGCCGGGACGGACCUGGAGAACUGUGACUUAUCAGGAUGUGAUCUUCAGGAGGCAAACCUGAGAGGCUCCAAUGUGAAGGGAGCCAUCUUUGAGGAGAUGCUGACUCCUCUGCACAUGUCUCAGAGCGUGCGGUAAAACACCACAGUCUUCCACCUGGUGCUUUACAUCACAACAUACACUGCCAGUGCUAUGGAGAGAAAUUAGUCCUAAUACUAGUCACUAAUGCGCGUUUCGUGGUCCACAAGUAAAAACGAGAACAUUUGUGAGUAAGUUAUGGUGUUCACACACGUGUCUGUGAAAUAUUCUGCCUCGACUGCAAUCAACAACUAUUUUCAGGGUCUGUAAUAAUUGAUUAGUUAUUUAGUACAAUAACAUUUUCAAAGAUCGUGAAAAAUGCCUGUUACAACUUCUUCAGAUGUCGUUUUUUUUCUGACCCUCAGUCCAAAACCCAAAGAUACUCAGUUGAUGAUGAUAAAUAAAAGCAAAUAAUCAUAUUUGAGAAGCUAGGUAGGGAAAUUGCUCAUUGAUUUUCUUUCUAUCAACUCACUGAUUGAUGGGCUAAUUCUUUCAGCUCUAAAUUCUAAAAAUAAAUCCAACCCAACUUGAAUAAAUGUCAGUAUUCUACAUACAAUAUAUUACCAACUUAUUGUUUAUUGAUCGAUAACAUUUGGUUUUGAAACGCUUCCGGUGUCUAUGAAUUAGGGUCCCAGUCAUGUCCUUAGUCUUCUCAUAUUGUGUAUCUGCCGACGCUGAGUCUGGUCAGAUGCUUAUAUUUACCUAAACCAUGAAACAACAGCUGUAGAUACUAAAUCUGACACAUCUUAUUUUACAUGAGCUACUUGAUCCAAAUACUGUUCAAUACAGUCAUUGAACAUGAAGGAUAUUGCACAAAAUAUUAAAUAUGAUGUUUCUGUUUGACUGGACGUGUAUCUGUCCAGUUACUUUUCAACCCCUGAAACUUUGGGCUCUGUGUGUUAGAUACUGUAUCUCCCACACGGUUCUUUCUACCUUGACGCACACCGAGUCAAAUCAAAGCCGAGACUUGUUACUGUAAUGUAGUUUCCAUCAUUGUAUUUCAAAUUGAAUUUGCUGAAGAGCAGAGCCUGAAGAACAAAAAAAUGUGCAGUCUAUUUCGGGUUGUCUGCCGUCAGUGGGCUUCAGUCCACAAAAGGUUUUCACAGUUGCUGGUGAAAAUUUCUUGUGUUCUGGGGAAAAAAAAAAAUCCUUUCCCGCAUCCAAAAUCCCCAUAAAUGUGCUGAAGGGUUCGGCGUGUGUGGUUUUUCACAAGCACCUGAAAGCAACAUGCUUUUUGUGGAUCAGAAAAUGUGAAGAGUCUCAAAAAUGUAACCCAGUCCACAGGUUCCAGGUCGUCUGUGCACACAGAUUUGGCCUGUAAAUACGUGCAGCCAACUCCACAUUAUAGUUUUAAACAUGUAUCUGCACAGGAAACCUUUCAGAAGCAAAUUUUGAUCUAUGAACCUGCAGUUUGAAAUAUAAAGGUCAAAUACUGGGUUGUAUUUGUCCGUAGACUGGAAGACUCAGUUGUGAACAUCAUAAUUCACUCAUAAAUCAUCAUACACGUUUGCCGGUCUUCUUUAUUUUACGUUGUGCAUCAGGAAACACACAUUUGUCGGCAGUAUUGACACUCAUUUCGCUCCGUACCCUUCUCCUCUGCCCCUCUCUCCCUUUCAUGAUGACUAGUAAAUGCCAAACCUUGUAUUUUGCUCUGAACCAAACACCAACAAGUGUCGACAGUUUAGAGUUUCAUUUUUAGCAUCCGUCAGAGAUGGACGCAUGCUCUUUAACAGUCUGAAAUAAGGUCUCCUUUUAACAUCCUUUCUGCGUCUUCUUCGGGGAAAUGAACAGUUGUACAGCAGAAACAGGAGUUUGUAGGUUUAUCUGUGGGCUUUUGGGUGUCGUUUUAGAUUGUUUUUAAAGUACAGGUGUUUAACGCAGGUUUAUGAUAUUCAUAAACCUUCAAAACUCAUUUGAUUAGAUUUAAAGUUGUUUAAACUUUUAGUUAAAUGUAGUCAAUUCCAUGCUGAGUCAUGGAAAAAAAUGAAUUUCUGCUUCUUCAGCUUCAGGCUAGAAGCAUUCUGUAAUUUAAAUACCUGCAGUGAAAAGGAAGAUAUUAAAAAAAAAAAAAAACAUACAUUACUAUGCCUCCGCGCCGGCAACAGCCGAGGCCGAAGGCAUGUCCAUCCGUCUGUCCACCCAUCCGUCCAUCCGUCCGUCUGUCUGUCCAUCCCAUUCCCAUGAGCACGAAACCUCAGGAACGCCUUGAGGGAAUGUCUUCAUUUUGGGCACAAAUGUCCACUCGGACUCACGGAUGAACUGAUCAGAAUUUUGAGGUCAAAGGUCACUGUGACCUCCAUAGAAGGCGUUUUUGGCCAUAGCUCAAGAAUUCAUACGCUAAUUAUGAUGAAGUUCACCUAAUAACUUUUAUUAAAUUCCUUCCCUACACACAUUAUAUGGGUCUGGACAGACAUGGGUGUAAACUGUAACUUGACUGGUUGGUGGAGGCAAACAACCACGAGGCAGAUGUUGGGUUUUACAGGAGGGCUUCUGACCAGGCAUUAAAUGGAAGAGGUUGUUUUAUUUUCUCAGAGGAUGAUGAUAGUAACAGUAUGUGAAACAGGCUAUUUGAGACCAAGAACUAUGAACUAUACAAUAUAUUCAGUCUUUGUGGAAUGAUGUGUAUUUGAACAAGCUCCUCCUCCAUCAUAUGUCCUCUGACUGUUAAUAACAGGUGCUAACUGAAGCACUUUUUGUCCUGCUUGUUGUCUUAAUUAUAUUGUGAUAAAGAUUAAAAGCAAAAAUGCCUUGUACAACGAUGCCUUGUUGUAUUAAUAUCUGUAGUUUAUAACAAGAUGUGUAAAACUAAAUUUAACGGUCAGAUGUGUUUUGUUUUGUUUUUUGACACAUUCAAAUGAGCAAAAACGUGUGUUCGGACAUCGUGCUGAUGGUUCCUGUCAUUGGUUUGAUGUUUUUAUAAAAAACCCAUGAUGCUUAAUUAUUACCUUGCCAAGAGAAAACAAAAUAUAUUUUAGUAAAUGUCAGCUCCUACUGAACAGUGGUGUAUGUAUAAUGUU